AUGUUGUCGAAUCUUGAACGGAGACUCGGCCGGGCUCUGCUGGAGCAUCCCUCCCGACAUGGUUACCGCUACACUAAGGAAGCCAGCCAAGACCUCCUCGAGCUCCUCUUCCACUCCCUAACUGGCUACAAUGAAGAAUAUCUCCGCCUGCUCUUCCCCGACGGCUUUGCAGACGGUAAAUGGAAGUUGUCUGAAGUUCAGGGUGCCGUUGAAGGGGCUGAAUAUACCGAAGCUGCACGUGGGAAACGGUGCGGGCACAUUUUCAAAAACGGCGAAGCUUCAUACCAUUGCAUGACUUGCUCUAUAGACGAUACAUGCGCGCUGUGUACGCGCUGCUUCGAUUCUUCAGAUCAUACGGGCCACAAGUAUUCUAUUUCGUUAUCUAGUGGGUAUAAUGGGUGCUGUGACUGUGGCGACGAGGAGGCGUUUAAGGUCCCUGUUCUAUGUGCUAUACAUACGGAGAUGCCGCAGGACGUUGAGGGGGCAGGGAAGUCGUCGGCAUCGUCGUCUGCUGCGCAGACGCCUGCUGAAUUGGUGGAAAGUGUUACUACAACGAUCAGCAGGGUUUAUGACUAUUUCUGCGAUGUUAUCUCGUGUUCUCCAGAGCAACUGAGGCUUCCAAAGACUGAAAAUGGCAUCAGGGAGGACGAGGCGGCAUCGAGGCUAUCGGCAGAAUGGUAUGGUGGGAGUGAUCCUGUCGAAGAGGAGCCUGAGUUUGCACUUGUCCUCUGGAAUGACGAGAAACAUACUGUUACCGAGGUUGCGAAUCAACUGUCGCGUGCCUGUCGAGAGGGGUCUAAAUUCGGGAUAGAGAAGGCCAACGAGACUCAUGAGAUUGGGAGGAGUGUGGUGAGAUACUCGAAGGAUUUGGAAAGCCUACUUUCGGUGUCGAAGAUCAUCGAGCAGAUUAGGGUUACUGUCACGUUAAGAUCUGCGAGAGAUACGUACCGAGAGCAGAUGUGUGGGACUAUUAUUGAGUGGCUUUCUGAUAUUGCGUCCUGUUCCAUUGGAGAGGACAAUCACCUGCUCAGGCAGACUGUGUGCGAUCAGAUGAUUCAACCUUGGAGACUUGGAAGCAGUGCAUCAAAUGCCGACAUUGGGAAGCACGGUAUCUAUGAUAACGAGGAGGAGGAUAGGUCGAGGAAUUACUCUCUUCCCAUGACUGCUGAUGAUCUGAAUCUCGGUGAUCAGGACGCAGGGGAAGAAGACCAAGAAAUGGAUGGAGAGCAGGAUGACGAUAAUGGAAUUGAGGGUGAUGGGGAUGAGGAGAUGGAUGAAGCCGAGCACGUUCGGCGUAACCUGGGACAAGUUGUAGAAGCCAUAGAAGCAAGGGCAAACACUAUUAAUGCCGACGCUGAAAUGGCGGACGACGACCUGGAAGCCGAGGAGGCUACUUUCGCUGGAUAUCCACCACCUCCACCCCCACCCCCACCACCACAACCUCCUCAGCAAGCAGUUGACCAAGGCAUUGAUACCCCCAUUGCACCUACCGGCCCUGGCAGUGAGGGUUCUACGGGUUCCGUUUCUGGUGGAAAAAUCAAUAUUCCUCAAACUCCCGGCGUGAGAUGCGAACCUUCUGAGGGAGCACCUUCUUACUGGGAGAUUAAGCCUCGGCGAUUUUACCAUAAUGAAAAUCUAACCCCCUAUGAAGAUUUGCGGAAGAGGACAAGACUUGAUUGGAUUAUCCUCUUCGACUUGAGGCUAUGGAAGAAAACCAGGACGGACGUUCGGGAACUAUGCCUAGGUACCGUCGUCAACAUACCGCAGUUCAAACGCAUCCUCGGUCUGCGGUUCUCUGCUUUAUAUACCGCUCUCGCCCAGUUGUAUCUGAUCGCGGAUCGGGAACCAGACCAUUCUAUCAUUAACCUUUCUCUACAACUAUUGACAACCCCUUCUAUAACCGAAGAAAUUGUCGAACGGGGGAACUUCUUGACGAAUAUUAUGGCUAUUCUUUAUACCUUCCUUACCACUCGCCAGGUCGGGGAACCCCAAGAUGUUAACCCUAACGCGACUCUCUCAAUAGACACUGGCUCGGUAACUAACAGACGACUAUACCAUUUCUUCCUUGACCUGCGCUAUCUCCUUCUAUCUGAUCAUGUCAAGAGUCGGAUCCGUAAUGAGCGCAUUUGCCCGAAUGUUCGCGCAGUCGAAGCCCACGUUGAAUAUGAGACUGAAGGCUGGAUUGGGGCAUCUAUUCUGAUGCGCGAAAUUAAUCGCUUGUGCCGUCUGUUCUGUGAAGCCUUCCGUAAAAACGAAUCGGAAGAAGACGCUGCUCACAUCUAUGAUGCAAUAGCUACUGCCGCUUAUUCAACGAUGGUUAACUCACUAGGGGUGGAGCAACAUCGCUUUAACCAAGCUGAGAUUAAAGACUACGUCCGCUUCAAGUCUGUUUCAUACGUCGAAUUCGAAAAAGACGCUUUCCAGAAGGUUUCGCACCAUCGAAUCGUCGAAUUUGCGGUGGAGCGCGGUGCGAUCAGUUUCCAUCAUGCACUCCAUUAUACACUCUCCUGGCUGUUGGAAUGUGGACGGGAUAUGUCACAAGAUAAAAUGAGAGAUGUGCUACUCCGCACCGCGGGGAUGGUUAAAUCUCAGCAACUAGUCGAUACGCCCAUCCCAAAUCUUAGUCUGGAUGAUAUUUUACUCACCAUGUUUGAUUACCCCUUGCGGGUGUGUGCGUGGCUCGCACAGAUGAAAGCUGGGAUGUGGGUGAGAAAUGGGCUCAGUCUUCGACAUCAAAUGGGUCAGUAUCGUGCAGUUACCACCCGUGAAAUGGCAUUUUAUCGGGAUCUCUUUUUGCUGCAGACUGCUUUUGUCGUUUGUGAUCCUAGUAGGUUUCUUGCGAGCAUGAUUGACCGUUUCGGUGUUGGGGACUGGAUGCGAGGCGGCUAUGCGACUAGACCUGGCUAUGACGAUGCCAAACAUGUGGAUAUUCUGGAAGAGAUGAUUCAUUUAAUGAUCGUCUUGGUCACCGAUCGAACGUCGCUGACAGGCGUGGACGAUGGCGACAAUGCUCGGAAUAGUACUAUGGCUAGAGAUAUUGCGCAUGCACUAUGUUUCAAGCCGCUGUCGUAUACUGACUUGACCAUUCGCAUGAGUGAUAAGUCUGGAGAAUCGGGCAAUUUACAGGAGGUGUUGGCUGAGGUCGCUACGUUCCGUCCCCCUGAAGGCAUGAAUGAUACAGGCACUUUUGAAUUGAAGCCUGAUUAUCUCGAUCUCGUGGAUCCAUACUGCACAUACUAUACUAAGAACCAGAGAGAAGAGGCCGAGAACUCAUAUAAGCAGUGGAUGGCGAAGAAGACAGGCAAAGAUGCAUCGUCAAUUGUGUUCGAGCCGAAACUUCGCGUGAUACGGUCGGGAGCCUAUGUUGGGCUUUCUGACUUUACCCAAACUCCAUUGUUUGCUCAAGUCAUUCAUCACUGCCUGGACUACUGUUUGACGGCCGAUACUGUAACCAAAUCAAUCACUGUCACGAGGAUCGAGACACUCUUGCAUCUGGUCCUUCACCUGAUUCUCUUAGCUACCCUCGAAGAUCACGUCCUUGAAGAUGACGCGCAUGACAAUGCUGCGGGACAACCUGACUCGACGGAGUCUUUCAUCUACCACGCUCUGUUCAGGACCAAGUUUACUAAAACCGCGGAGAUAGGCAUUAUCGGCUUGCUUCAAAAUAUAUCAACGGUGCCUGAAUUUUCCUCCUGUGGACCAAAGAUUCGUCACAUUUUGAAGAAAUUUUGGCAGAAGCGCCCAAAGUCUUAUGCUGCUGCCACAAUUGCUCUUAAAUUCCCAUUCGAUAAUAUCGAGACUCCAUCGCCGGCUGUCAGGACGGAGAGCGAGCUCGAGCUUAAAAAGAAACAAGCACUCGAUCGACAGGCGAAAGUGAUGGCUCAGUUCCAGCAGCAGCAGCAAAACUUUUUGCAGGCACAGGGUUCUAUUGACUGGGGCGAGGAUGAUGAUAUGAGCGAGACUGGAGAGCCGAGCAUUCUCAGUCCCACCGAAAAGAAGCUGUGGAAGUACCCAGAUGGUCGAUGUAUUCUGUGCCAGGAAGAUACUAACGAUUUGCGCAUUUACGGAACCUUCGCUUUCAUGGCAAAUAGCAGACUUUUCCGACAAACUGACAUGGAAGACUCGAGUUAUGUUGGAGAAGUAUUGAAAGUCCCUUCGAGUCUCGACCGUUCUGCCGAGAAUAUUCGUCCCUUUGGUGUUGCUAGAGAGAAUCGAAAAAUGAUACGGAGCCUUGAUUCGACAGGAGGUGAAGUAAUUACAGAAAAGCAGGGUUUGGGUAAAGGCUUCAAGCCGAAGCACACAAUAGAAGGCCCCGUUACGACGGGUUGCGGACAUAUUAUGCACUACCACUGCUUCGAGGAUUAUUAUGCCGCCGCGCAAAGGAGGCAUCAACAUCAGGUUGCUCGCAAUCAACCUGAAAGGUUACGUCUCAAUGAAUUUGUGUGUCCACUGUGCAAGGCUCUAGGAAAUGCCUUCCUACCAAUCAUUUGGAAGGGCAAGGAGGAGUCCUACCCUGGAGCGUUAAGCACGAUAGACUCUUUCGAUGAAUUCUUGAACGAAACCCUGGUGUACUCUGUGACUAGAUUCCGAAAUCAUGCUCUGAUCAUGGAGAGUGAUAAGCUUUAUUCUUCGGGAUAUCAGGAAUUGUUCGUCGAUUACGUAUCUAAGAAUUUUAUAACCCCCUUGUCCCACAAGGUGAAUCAAUUGGCAACACCCACCCUUCCGGAACUGCUAUCUUUCCCACAACCGACCAGGCUGCAAAUGCCAGGCUUAUACCCUCCAGCAGAUGAAAUCACCUCCAUGGAACCUCCUCCUACGCAACAAACUACUAUUUCCACCACGACAGCCAGCGACUCCAUGGUCGCGGAGCUUGUUACUAUCUACAAAAGGCUGAGAGAUACCAUCCGCACCAACGGAAUCCAGUCACAAUUCGGGUAUCAGGGGAAUGUAUCGGACGACCUUAUCCAUACUGACGUCCUGCUCAGAAGCCUUGGGCUUUCCAUUACAGCGGCGGAAAUUGCGCAACGGGGUGUUGGAUCUGAAGGUGGCACCACGUUAUUAGCUCAAAUUCCGCAGAUGACCUUAACUCACCUUCGUGUUCUAUCGGAAACUGCUUUUUCGUACUGCUCAAUCGGAGGACUAAACACUACGACGACAAAUAAAACCGUCUAUGAAUUUAGGGAUAUGCAUCGACGGAGACUCUGUCAGCUAUUCGUCGGGCACCCGGAACUGUCAGGUUUAUCUGACCUAGCUUAUGAAAACAAGUCCAUCGAACCGUUACUUCGGCAGGAUAGUUUCGUGUUCCUUUCUGAAUGCUCGCUGUGCAUAGUUCCUGUGCUGAAUCUUGACAUUCUCCACGUCGUUCGUCUGUGCUAUAUCGCGGAAAUCGUAAAGACCUUCCUAGGAUAUAUUUUGCAACCAAAGGGCUUCCUUGAAGUGUUGGAAAAUCAUGGUUCGGAAUCAUCUACAGACGAUGAUCCCAUGGGCCCACAUGAAUCCUUGACGCGUGCUAUGUUUGAUUGGCUUGUGAAGACGUACCGGGCGUCAUUAGUCGAUAGCACAUUGCCUGAGGAAGGAAGCUCCUAUCUUCUUAAGCACGCUGAGGACGUCUCGAUCGAAACGUUGAAGAGCCUCCGGCGACUAAUUGACAUAUAUGCUCUCCCUUUCCUCCGAAAAGCCGUGAUUUUACUCCAUGUUCAGUUUGGGGUCGAAUUCCCUAAUACCGGUUCCGACUAUAACGACUUGGCAGAGAUUGACCGCCUUGCGACGCUACUCAAUCUUCCAUCCAUCGAUAGCAUUUUCGAUUCGCUGGUCAAGAACGACGGAGAAGAUAACGAGAAUUGCAUGGCGCAGCUAGUUUCUGGGUGGAUUUCGCAUUUCAUUUCCUGGUUGCCUGAAACGGACGAUGAUGAACAGGAGGAGCAGCAGGAGCAACAAGAUCAGCAACAACUGGCUACCUUGUCACUUCCGCACCCUGCGAUUUUCGAGCUAGUGGGCCUUCCCAAGUAUUUUGACACCCUUUUAGACGAGGCUACGAGGCGCCGUUGCAAAACUACUGGCAAAGAACUCACGGAUCCAAGCAUUUGUCUCUUCUGUGGUGACAUCUUCUGCUCACAGGCCGUUUGCUGUCGACCUCUGGGUGAUCGGAAACUGGGUGGCUGUAAUCGUCAUGUUGCUAAAUGCGGUGGGAACAUCGGCCUCUUCAUCAAUAUCCGCAAAUGCAUGGUCUUGUUCCUCCAUAACAAGAGUGGUUCCUGGCAUCAUGCCCCUUACCUGGAUAUUCAUGGCGAAGUUGACCCAGGUUUCAGACAUCAUAGACGCCUGAUAUUGAAUCAGAAGCGGUAUGAUCGGCUUCUCCGCGACGUGUGGCUGGCGCAUGGAGUACCUGCCGUGAUUAGUAGAAGGCUAGAGGCAGAGAUUAAUAACGGGGGAUGGGAGACUAUCUAA
Blastomyces gilchristii SLH14081 is the source of this 6447-nucleotide messenger RNA. Its product is annotated as E3 ubiquitin-protein ligase UBR1. Gene Ontology annotation, molecular function: zinc ion binding; ubiquitin protein ligase activity. NCBI's taxonomy places the organism in Eukaryota, Fungi, Ascomycota, Eurotiomycetes, Onygenales, Ajellomycetaceae. The record is from RefSeq and is a predicted model, not a curated record. The transcript is spliced from 4 exons. The coding region runs from base 1 to 6447 and encodes 2148 amino acids. Gene Ontology annotation, cellular component: ubiquitin ligase complex; cytoplasm. Gene Ontology annotation, biological process: ubiquitin-dependent protein catabolic process via the N-end rule pathway; protein ubiquitination.